Molecule: messenger RNA, 2541 nt
Organism: Gadus macrocephalus (Pacific cod)
Lineage: Eukaryota; Metazoa; Chordata; Actinopteri; Gadiformes; Gadidae
Source: RefSeq, a predicted model, not a curated record
AUCAAUUUAUGUUGUAGUGGUAGCCUGCAGCUCGGCGUGCACUUUGGAAAACGUGUCCUUUGCAUUAGCGUCGUGUAGUUUUGCUAUCAAAGUAGCAGUAGAUACGGCCUGUUGCGAUGUCUCCAGUGGCUGAUUUUCUCAUUGGGGUGUUGGUUGUCUGUGUGUUGGCAAGUGGAAGAUGCGCCGACCUUCCCACUGGAACCUUUGGUGUGGACUGUCUGGAUCGGUACUUCCGGCUAGGGUUUGACACCACAUUCACAGGGGAAGACAUCCGCUUUGAGGCUGUUGAUGAUACGGGGGUCCAUCCAAUCACCGAGCAGUAUGCAGCGGAGUGCGGCUACAGCGUCAAUGUGCGGCCUCACCUGGGCUUGGCUGAGCUCCGGGCAUCCUACUUCUCCUGUACCGCUCUCAAUGAGGACGAUGAAACAUUCACGUUUAGCUUCAACAUGAUCGUAACGCAAGACGGCGUGGAGGAGACCUACGAUGUGAAUAAGACGUGUACACCCGCACUGCCCUGGUCUUCCAGAGAGCUCAACUGUGAAGUCAACUACAUGGAACUAACCAUGAGGAAGGACAUGCACUUUCCGGGUACUAAAGGUGCUCAUUGGACUUCUGCUGUAGAUGGUGCGUACGGUUUGGCUCACGACGAUUGGCAAGUACUGUUUCAGAAGGGGGACCAGCAGUUUAGUCCAAUCACGUUGUCCACUGCAGAGGAAAACGGAUACAUGAUUAGCAUGACUCAAGGGAGAUGCGUCUUCCGUACGCCGUAUGGACAGCCUGACUCUACCGUUACCCUUGUCGACGGUGUGACUGUGGACACCGUGCACGCGACACUGUUCACCAGGAAAGGUUGGACCGUUCUCGUCGUAGACUGGCUUGCUGCCUGCCCAAUGAGCGACGGGUUCUACAACGACGGCAGCCUGGUGUGGGUGAACCCCCUGGAGACUGGCGAGACUGACCAGCAGAGCCAACGACUCCGCAUCGGCGCCAAUGGCCAGCUCCUGGAGCCAGCUGACGCCGCGGCGAGGGGCUACAACAUGGAGGUGUUUGGGUCUCGGGUCCAGGUCACCAUCCCUUUUGAUGCCGUAGGAGGCUACAAGAAGAGCUUUGUGCAGCAAAACAUCUACAGCGAGUACUACCUCUUCAAUAUGUACUUUGAGAAUCAGUUCAUUGACGUGAAUCAGAUGGACACCAGACUGCGUCAGUACAGGCCGCUUGUUUCACCACUUCUGUCAUGGCCCAACAUCUGCAUAAACCAAACUGUGUCGGAGCAUACUUUCACCGUCUGCAUUGGAGUAUUUGCCGAAGAUGUACAGUUGACUGCCUUGAUGUUGACUGGCAGGGAGUAUAUUGGUGAUGUUAUGAAUGCCAACAUCUCAGAGGUUUUUCAUCCUAAUUCCACCCAUGGUUACACUCUGGGGAUGCCCUUCAACCACCCUAUUGUCCCCAUGGAGCUCUCUGAGGAGGGAAUUCUGCAAUACACUUUGGACAUGAACUUCACACUCAUUAUGCCUGCGAUGGUGGAAUCCUUUUAUCACCAUGCCACAGUUGUGGCAGUGUUUAAAGAUGUCUUUCCCCCGAUCUUUGAGGCUCACUGCUAUGAGAAGGGCAUCAGCUUUAAGCUGGACUUGGGGCCCUUUGCCUAUCUGUGGGCAGUCUAUGCUGGCCCUUACCCACUGACGGAGGUGUUUGCUAUGGAGCAAGGGUACCACCUGACUAACACCAGUGAGGGUCAGAUGCUGAAUAUGCCGUUUUCCACUGGCUACAUCUAUAAGAACAUUGGCAUGAAGACUUUUGAAGCCACCUUCGAGAUUCUUGUACGUGGCUUGAAGUCCUUGAAAGCGAAAGGCACCACCGUCAAAACUUGUCCGUUUGCCACAACUGAACUGAUCGUAUGUUCCCCAAAAGGACAGGUGACCAUAGUGGCAAACAUGUCUGCCAUCCCUAGUGCUGGGGACCCCUACAGGAUUUCACUCCUGAACAGAACCUGUGGUGCCAAAGAAAGCGACAAAUCGUCGGCCCUGUUCACGUUUGGGGUCCAAACCUGCGGAACGAAGGUUAAGCUUACAAAUGAUUUCGUCGUCUACGAAAACGAGGUAGUCUUCGAGCCAAAGAUCCUCACUGAGAAAGGACCCCCACGUCUGGCCAUGGAAGCUCCUGAAAGGAUCACUGUGCAGUGUGCCUAUCACUUGUCUGGCCUCUAUCGCCUGUUCCAACUUCACAAGUUUUUAUCUGACUAUGCGGGUGUUGGCAGCAUUCGACAUGACCCGCACUUUGUCCAACAGAAAAUGGCGUUCGAUGGCAAUGAUCCCGCCGCAGCCCCCCUGCUUAAUGUGAGCAGUGCAGAAGAAAUGACGGCUGAUAAGCCAACGAAAUACAGCAAAGUGGUCUAUUUCCUGAAGGACUUGUUGAUGGCUAGCCUUCACCCCUGAGAAGGCAAUGCUCAAGCCUAGGCUCUAGUUUUACGAUAACCAAAUGCUUGUUUAGUUUCACAGAUGUUAAAAGGAUACCGUUUGCUCAAUAAAAGCUUUUUCUACUAAA